Molecule: messenger RNA, 894 nt
Organism: Microthlaspi erraticum
Lineage: Eukaryota; Viridiplantae; Streptophyta; Magnoliopsida; Brassicales; Brassicaceae
Source: the annotation of a GenBank genome assembly
AUGGAUAAGCCUAACUUUGUAACCCGACCCGAAGAAGCUGAAUCCGCCGCGAAACAACUCGGCGUGUCCGUCGUUCAGCUCCUCCAUUCGCUGGUCAAACCAGCUCAAUCCUUCGCUCGACCUCCGAUCUCCAAAUUCCACGUCGGAGCCGUCGGACUCGGAUCAUCCGGUCGGAUCUUCUUAGGCGUCAAUGUCGAAUUCCCGGGUCUCCCUCUGCAUCACUCAAUCCACGCCGAGCAAUUCCUUAUCACCAAUCUCACGCUCAACGGCGAGCGCCAGCUCCGAUUCUUCGCCGUCUCCGACGCACCAUGUGGCCAUUGCCGUCAAUUCCUCCAAGAAAUUCGCGACGCGCCGGAGAUCAGAGUGCUAAUCACCGAUCCAAAAACCGCCGCGGAUCCCGACGCCGAUUCAGACGGAUUCUUACGUCUCGGGAGCAUCUUGCCUCACAGAUUCGGUCCCGAGGAUCUUCUCGGUAAGGAUUUGCCUCUUAUCCUCGAUCAUCGCGAUAACAGUCUCACGAUCUCGGAUCCCGAUUCGAUCUCCAACGGAAACACCGAUAUCACUUCCGAAUUGAAGCGUACGGCUCUAGCGGCGGCCAAUAGAUCGUACUCGCCGUACAGUUCGUGUCAGUCGGGAGUUGCGCUGGUGGAUUGCGACGGGAAAGUGUACAGAGGAUGGUACAUGGAGUCGGCGGCUUAUAAUCCUAGUUUGGGGCCAGUACAGGCGGCGCUGGUUGAUUACAUAGCCAACGGAGGCGGAGGAGGUUACGAGAGAAUCAUCGGAGCGGUGCUUGUGGAGAAAGAAAACGCGGUGGUGCGGCAAGAGCUCACGGCGAGGCUGCUUCUACAGACUAUAUCGCCGAAAUGCGAGUUUAACGUCUUCCAUUGCCGUUGA